Molecule: messenger RNA, 434 nt
Organism: Caenorhabditis sp. 36 PRJEB53466
Lineage: Eukaryota; Metazoa; Nematoda; Chromadorea; Rhabditida; Rhabditidae
Source: the annotation of a GenBank genome assembly
AUGCUUUUUCUGAUUAAAGGUAGCAAAAAAGACAUGAGAAUUCAUAUCUGACUUGUUCUUUUUCUUGCAGAUGCAUUCAGUUUAUCACUCUCAAAUGUUUAUACUCGAUACAUCAAUCGACAGACUAUUGAUCAGUCAGACACUUUCGGAUUCCAUGUACAGAAGCCCAUUGGUUAUAAAGGAGACGUACCGGUAAUUUUUCACAAUUUUUCAAACAUUGUACACCAAAAACAUUUGAGAUUUGGCCAAGGAGUUACGGAUAUUCCGCUGAAAUGUUUUUCGAUGAGAACGGUGCGGCAUUUCCAGUGCGACCAAGAAAGAAGCUCGGAAGCAUUAUUCGACCUCUUCAAACUGGAGUCCAGAGUUAUGAUGACGACGCCUACGACGAGAGAAGAGCUCUUCGAGAAUUCUACCGGCGGUUCCGAAACAGCUAA